Solea senegalensis (Senegalese sole) is the source of this 4164-nucleotide messenger RNA. It is a transcript of the gene tlr3, whose product is annotated as toll-like receptor 3. Bases 369 to 3137 code for a protein of 922 amino acids. Gene Ontology annotation, molecular function: protein binding; transmembrane signaling receptor activity. The record is from RefSeq and is a predicted model, not a curated record. The transcript has 5 exons. Gene Ontology annotation, cellular component: membrane. NCBI's taxonomy places the organism in Eukaryota, Metazoa, Chordata, Actinopteri, Pleuronectiformes, Soleidae. Gene Ontology annotation, biological process: immune response; inflammatory response; toll-like receptor signaling pathway.
ACACCACACGGUUGGCAUGACGUGUUACCAAGUCCUCAUCGACGUCUGAAGCCAUUUUGAUACAACACUGGGAAACACUCAGGUUUUAAGAUUGUUUAACAACAUAGAAUACUUAGUUAUUCCGCUUCUCGGUUUGUGUUUUGUCAGACGUCUGUCUCUUGCACGAGGCGGUUGAUUUUUCCAUUUGAUCCAGAGACACUGAUGUGGAAGUGAAAGCUGUCAUUUCCUCGUUUCCUAAAGUUCUUGUUUUGUUGCUGCAACGCGAGUUUCAUGAGCUGCCGAGACUCUUCAUACCCCAAAGAGAAGAGGUUGUGAUGCUGGAAUUAGUUUCUGCUUGAAUUCUAUCAGGUCUUCAGACAACAGAUGUUAUGCAAAGGCAACAUUUGCUUUUUGAAGGUAUGUUUACCCCUCAUCCCCGCCUCUCGCUGUGGCUCAUCGUCAUAUGUUAUUGUUUGAUGGGACUGCACCAUGACGUGGCCUCCCAGAAGAAGAUGUCGUGCCGGGUGACAGACGGCAGAGCCGACUGCAGUCACCUCAGCCUCAGAACAAUCCCACAAAACCUUCCCAGGAACAUCACAAGCCUGGAUAUGUCUCACAACAGACUAGUGGGGCUUCCCCCUGCGUCGCUAAACCCGUACACGGGGCUUCUCCACCUUGAUGUCAGCUACAACAGUGUCACCAAGCUAGAUGAGCAUUUGUGCCAGACACUGCCCCUUCUGCAGACACUUAACGUGAGACAUAAUGAAGUGCAUUUGCUGAAGAUGGAAGAUCUGAGGCUCUGCACCAGUCUGAUACAAUUGAAUUUGGCUAGUAACAGGCUAAAGAUGAAGGGAGAUCCCUUCGCUGCUCUAAAGAACCUGAAGUUCCUCGAUGUUUCCACAAACCAGCUGCCAUCAGCCAAACUGGGCACUCAGCCUCAGCUACCCAGCCUGGUGGACCUCAGUCUGGCAUUCAAUGGAUUCACCACACUGAGGAAGGACGACUUCUCAUUCCUGAACCAUUCCCCUUUUCUGCAAACCCUCAAUCUCUCGUCCGUGCCUCUAAAAACUUUGGAGCCUGGUUGCCUUGAGCCCAUUUCAGGCCUGCGUACUUUAAUUCUGGAUGGGAGCAAAACUGACAGUUUGUUUAUUUCCAAACUCUGCUCGGAGCUGGCAGGGACAUCCAUUGAUGUCUUCUCUCUUCGGAGGACGACGCUAGUAACGCUCAAAAACACAACCUUUGCAGGACUGCAGAAAACAAAUCUGACCUUUCUGGAUUUGUCCCAGAAUGGCAUGGGUACAAUUGAGGAUGGCUCAUUUCAGUGGCUGUCCAAACUUCAGACUCUAAUUUUGUCUGAGAACACCAUCAAGCACCUUACGAAGUACACAUUUCAAGGCCUCAAAAGUCUGAAACAACUCAAAAUGACAAAAGCUCUGGUGAAAGGUCAUGCCACCCCGGUCAUUGAUGAUUUCACUUUCCAACCGUUAAGCUCCCUAGAGAGUUUAAUAUUACAGAGAACUGCAGUGAGGGAAAUCACAGAGCACACAUUUACAGGCCUCACAAGUCUUAAAGAGAUCGACAUGAGUUGGGCCAGUUACUCAUCACUCAGAAUCAUCACCGACAAGACCUUGGUUUCACUUGCGGGAUCUCCUCUCAGAGUGCUGAAUCUGACUGCAACAGCUAUAGCAAAGAUUAAUCCUGGAAGCUUCUCAUUUUUCAAAAACCUCACCAUUCUUCUUCUAGAUUUUAAUUUCAUACAGCAAACGCUCUCUGGCAAAGAGUUUGAAGGCCUAAGUCAGGUCCAAGAGAUUCACAUGACCUACAACCACUGGAAAGUCAGACUGUGCUCCACUUCAUUUGUCAAUGUGCCCAAUCUUAGAGUCCUGACUUUGGGGAAAAGUCUUAACAACACAGCUGUGAACGUGGACGUGGAUCCCUCACCAUUCAAGCCCUUGUCCCACCUCACAUUUUUGGAUCUCAGUAACAACAAUAUCGCUAAUAUCAGAGAGAGCAUGUUGGAUGGACUCGUGAACCUGAAGGUGCUGAAGCUCCAACACAAUAACUUGGCUCGCUUGUGGAAGAGUGCCAACCCAGGCGGGCCAGUGAUGUUUCUCAAAGGGGCACAGAACUUGAUGACCUUACAGAUGGACAGUAAUGGGCUGGAUGAAAUCCCAGAGGGGGCUUUGAGGGGUUUGAUUAACCUCAGUGAACUAAGCCUCUCAAAUAAUCUCUUAAACAACCUGAGGGACUCCAUUUUUGAGGAUCUGAAAUCAUUGCGGGUGUUACGUCUACAGAAGAACCUGAUCACAGCUGUGAAGCCUGAAGUGUUCCAAACUCCAAUGAGCAACCUCAGCAUACUUGUCAUGGACAAAAACCCCUUUGACUGCACAUGUGAGAGCAUCCUAUGGUUUGUGACAUGGCUGAAUAGCACAAACAGGACAUUUGUGCCUGAUCUCACGGACCAGUAUAUGUGCAACACUCCACUUGCUUACUAUAAUCAUUCAAUCACGAUGUUUGACACACUGUCUUGCAAAGAUAUGACCCCAUUUCAGGCUCUUUACAUACUGAGCAGCACAGCUGUCAUGGUGUUGAUGGCAACAGCGUUUUUGGUGCGAUUCCAGGGCUGGAGAAUUCAGUUUUAUUGGAACAUACUGGUCAGCCGCACGUUAGGAUUUAGUGAUGCCAAUGCUGAAGAGAGCAGGGAGUUUGAGUACGAUGCCUACAUCAUACACACAGAGGAAGACAAGCGCUGGGUGGACAGGAUGAUAGUUCCCUUAGAGAAUGAAAAGUGCAGCUUUUACUUGGAGCAUCGAGACGCCAUCCCUGGGACGCCACAGCUGAAUUCCAUCGUGGAUAAUAUUAGACGGUCCAGGAAAAUCGUGUUUGUCAUCUCUGAAAGUCUUCUCAAUGAUCCCUGGUGUCAAGGAUUUACAGCCCACCAGGCACUCCACCAGGUCAUUGAAGCCAGCAGGGACUCUGUGGUCCUGGUCUUUCUGCAGGAUGUGCACGACUACAAGUUAUCUCGCUCACUCUUUAUACGCAGAGGCAUGUUGCGCUCGUGUUGUAUCCUGGAGUGGCAUUGCCAUAAGGAGAGGAUAGCCGCCUUUCACCAGAGGCUCCUCAUAGCACUUGGCAUGACUAAUCGAUUAAGGGAGUGAUUGUUUUUCAAUGGUAAUAAUGAAAAUUUUAAGUUCUAGUAAUAAUUAAUAAUAAUGUGUGUCUUAUUACCAUUGGUAUUAUAUAGCCUUUGUACAUACUCUUACUCUCUAUACCACUGUGUGCCUUUUCAAACAAAACAGUCACAGUAAAUAUUGUGUCAGGCUGACAUCUAGUGGUUGUAGUGAGAAACUACAAAUGUUUUUGUACCACAUACAGUAUACUUACUACUUCGAACUACUACGAAACUUCAGUGUAUGGCUAUAUAAAAUAUACAUUAUAAAGUAGAACGUCAUCACAAUUCAAUUAGUAUCUUUAUUUGACCAAGUUUCACAAAAGCAAAGUGUGUGAAUUGAAGCCACAUCAAAAAGUGUUUUUUAUGUUUAAAGCCAUUUCGUUUUCAGUAACAUAUCCUAGUUGUGAUAUUUUUUACUGAGGAAUUUGUCUUAUAAUAUAUGAGGUUUAAGUUUUACUUGUAAGUGUUGCUUAGAGAUUAAAGCUAGAUGUACUGUAAUUUUUUUAAAUUGUGAUUUAUGAUGUAUACAAUGGCGCUUGUAUGUAUUUUUAAAAAAAGUAAGUGUACAGUAUCUCAUCUCUGUUGGGGAUUUUUUUUUAUUUUAGAAAUGUCACACAAUGGCAAUAUACAUGUUCUUUUGUUUGUUUUUUUAAAUAAAAAAUGAGAAGACAUGAAUCAAAUCAUUAUUUUGUUACAGUAAUUAUAUUUUUUGUUUUGGUACACAUGUUAACAUUUUGAUUGUUUACAAAUCAUUUUGGUAGAUUAGAUUAUCUCUCUCUCUCUCUCUCAGUAAAUAAAUAACUUCAAUAAAUAUAUGACCCGACCACAGCCUUAUAUGAACUAUGUCCCUGAUGUAUGUUUGUUUCAAUGUAAAGUACAGAUAUUUGUACUUAAAGUAAUGACGUAUUUGUACUUUGUUACAUUAAAACACUGUGAGGGAGCAAAUGAUCUUAUUGGGAAUUAAUCUGCCUGUACUGGUCUAAAACAUUCUAUUAUGUUGUCUAAAUUGGAAA